AUGGAGCGAUGCAGCACCGUCAUCACCGCCGGCAGCUUCCUGGUACCUGAUGGAAGCUUUUUGAGGCUUACUGUCACAUUACGGGGAACAAACUUCGAGGCCCUCGUGGAUGAGAUUCAGAAGCACGUGCCUCUCUGUCCCACCUAUGAACAAAGUCCAGCUUUCUUCAAGGAGUGCGCAACGAUAUGGGAAGAACAGAAGCUCCAGCUAGACCAUCAUGCUGCGAGGCACUAUCAUCAGACCCAUGAAAAUAAGCUGCGCAAUGAAAACGCAGAGCUGAAUUAUUUCCUCGACUAUUUAGCCGCGAAUGCGGUUGAGUAUUCGCCAGAGACGUUUGGCUGCCCGAUUCGCAUUAACAACCUUUUU
Mesorhabditis spiculigera is the source of this 366-nucleotide messenger RNA. The record is from the annotation of a GenBank genome assembly. Lineage: Eukaryota; Metazoa; Nematoda; Chromadorea; Rhabditida; Rhabditidae.